GGCGUCCACCAUGCUAAACUGAGCAGCGCCAAGGGAGAGCUGUGUCGCCGCGGGGCAGCACACAAGGCUCCGACGCUGCCCAAGUAGGCCCAUCCGCGACCAAGGAGCCUCAAGACGCCGACGAGGAAACCGCCUCCCAGGAGACAGCCGCACCAAGAGGCAGAGCCACAGCAAAGAGACAGCACAACAAAAAUGGCCCCCGGCGGCCCCAAGGACCCGCCGCCCUAUGCUAAACCCCUCAUCUUUGAUCCCAGGACCAUGUCCUCGCCGGCCGUUACGGUAAGGAAGGUGCGAGGGCCCUACCUCGACAAGCUCGUGUCGAGCAUGCACAGCCCGCACGCCGACGCGGCCGUCUGGCGGAAUAUGGCGCGCAAAUUCCCGGUCGUGCCGGAUUUGACCCAUACGGGGAUGAGGACCGUGGACAUCGGCGAACACGAGGAGGACUUCACGAGACCCGACGGCCGCACGACAAAGGCGUUGCGGGAAACGAUCAAGACGCAGAUGAAGGGCAUCCCCGACCCGAACACGUCGCAAGACGUGCGACUGAGAGAUGCCGCGCGCAACGUGAGGCCGCGGGGGCUCGACGCGAAAUCUCUGGCCUCGUACGGCACGUACGCACCACCUUCCAGGGCGGACGCCGGCGAGUCGCUCGAGGAGGCCGUCUAUGCGAGGGCGGGCGAAUUGGGCCGGGACCGCUACGGCCGCAACAAGCGCACGCCCGCUCCGUUCUCGACGGCGUCGCUCGUGGACGCGAUGCUCGCGGUCGAGUACGGGUAACUAUCCUUUACUGCC
Pelagomonas calceolata is the source of this 792-nucleotide messenger RNA. Lineage: Eukaryota; Pelagophyceae; Pelagomonadales; Pelagomonadaceae. The record is from the annotation of a GenBank genome assembly.